GCUCCGCCGGGAUGUCGGGGUCUCUGCGGGACCAGACGGCGCUGCUGGUGGGCGACUACCUGGCGCACUGCCGGCCGGGGCCCGCGCCGCCCGCGCCCGCGCCCAGCCCCGCCGCCGACACCCUGCGCCGCGCCGCCGCCGACCUGCGCCGCCGGCACCGGCGCUUCUUCGAGCGGGCGGCCGCCGCCGGAGGGGGGGCCGGAGGGGGCGCCGGACCCCGGGGCGGGGGCCCGGGGGGCCCGGCCGAGCUCCUGGCCCGCGUGGCCGCCGAGCUGGAGCGCGACGGCGGCCUCAACUGGGGCCGCGUGGUGGCCCUGGUGGCCCUGGCGGGGGCCCUGCUGGAGCCGGACCCCAGCCGCCGCCGGGCCCUGGCCGACACGCUCUGCCGCUACCUGGCCGAGGAGAAGGGGGACUGGCUCCGGGACCACGGCGGCUGGGAUGGCUUCUAUCAUUUCUUCAACCAACCGGAUGGCCGCCCGGCCGAACAGAACAGCGCUCUGUGCAACGCCAUCAUGGCCGCGGCAGGCUUUGGGCUAGCGGGAUUAGCCUUCCUCUUGGCUGUGCGGUAGACGGCGCCUGGGGAGCGAAGAGAACUCCGAUCUGUUCGCCCCGUGCCGUCGCUUUUCUUUUUAAAAGCAAAUCGACUGACCAGAGACACUAGGUACACUUGCAGAGGGGCAGACGGUAGACGGGUCUUCAAAGGACAGUGGUCCGAGAAGUAUUCGAGAGCAUCCGAGCGAAUGCCGGCGGACCGGUACCUGGGAUACUGACAUCUAAGCUCGUUGCAGAGAGUUUGAAAAAUGUGCGUCUUGCUUCCAGCGUCGUUAUCCAGACACUGCCGGGCUUGUGUUCUGUCCAGGCCGCCUGGCCUGUGAAUGCUGUCAUACCUCCAGGGCUCUAUUUUGUGAAUGAGAGUUGCAUGUUCGUGAGAUGAGGAAACACGAGAAGGCAGCACGUGACUUAAGCCAGUUUGUAGAUGGGAACUUGUACCGAGUGACUUGUGGUUUAUUUUAUAUAUAUGUCUAUAUAUAUAUAUAUAUAUAGAUGUGUAUAUAUAUCCUGUUAAUGAGUAUGUGAUGUUCUUGAAGAUAUAAAUAUUACACGGCUAGUUUUAGCAAGAUAGUUUAGGAGUGGCCGCAGUCUCUUCAUGUGAGAAACUAAUGACAAAACCUUUGUAAUGAAUUGGAGUAUUGGCAAAUCCUUUGAAAUCUGGAAUUUCUGGGGGUUUCUCUCUCAAAGCGCGUUUCCAAUAGAUCUUAAUAUAUUUUUUGGAAAUAUUUAUCUCUGUAUAAUACUUGUGCUGACAGCAGUAUAGCACCUUUUUUUAUUUUUGUUUACAAUUGCUUUUAAAACCUAGGUUCUCAUUAAAUUUUUAUUCCUUUUUUUAAAAAAAAACAAA
Tachyglossus aculeatus (Australian echidna) is the source of this 1399-nucleotide messenger RNA. RefSeq names its product BCL2 like 10 (gene BCL2L10). Gene Ontology annotation, cellular component: mitochondrial outer membrane. The record is from RefSeq and is a predicted model, not a curated record. Lineage: Eukaryota; Metazoa; Chordata; Mammalia; Monotremata; Tachyglossidae. Gene Ontology annotation, molecular function: protein homodimerization activity; protein heterodimerization activity. Gene Ontology annotation, biological process: regulation of apoptotic process; extrinsic apoptotic signaling pathway in absence of ligand; intrinsic apoptotic signaling pathway in response to DNA damage. The transcript has 2 exons. Bases 12 to 569 code for a protein of 185 amino acids.